CUUGGCAGGUAUUUUUACAGAAUAAUUUUGUGUUGAUGGGAAUAGGGGGGAAGCAAGAAACUGGUUUCGAUAAACCAGCAGUCAUAUAGAGGGCACCUAAAAAAGAAGUUAACAGCCCACAAGCUUCGACAUUUUUGAGUCGACCGUGAGUUCAGUGGAUCAUCUGAAGGGAAUAAGGUCUAGGCCAUAUAUCAGAAAUAAAUGUGUGACAUGGAGAAGUCAGUGCAAGGCGGGAUGGGAGGAUCCCCCAAGAACCUCUCUCAAAGCAUGGAUUCUGUCAAUACCGUCGUUGGAGAGGAAGAGGUCCGAACCCUGUUCGUGAGUGGGUUGCCUUUGGAUGUGAAACCCCGAGAGCUGUACCUCCUCUUCAGGGCCUAUGAGCCGGUCGGCUUCGUCACUUUCAGUACAAGGGCAGGAGCCGAGGCUGCUAUGCAGGAUUUGCAUGGAGUGAAGUUUGACCCAGAGGCACCGCCGAACCAGAACAUCCGAUUGGAGUUCGCCAAGAGCAACACGAAAGUCAGUAAGCCGAAGGGGCAGAGUCCUCCAAUUGCUGCUCAGCCCCCACACACUGCACUCCUGCACCCAUUCACGGGCCGGGUGAAUCUUACAUCACUCUCCAUGCUACAAUCCCAUGAUGCCAAGAGCCAGGUGGGAAUAGAGGCAUCGCCCUUGUCCUUGCCUCCAGGAACCUUGGCCUCCCUUCAGGCUGCCCUCCCUCCCCCAUUCUUCUCCUCACCUGUGACUUCUCCUACCCCCAAUACCUCUGCCGGACACAACCCUCCUUGCUCCACUCUCUUUGUCGCCAACCUCGCCAACCAAGUCUCGGAACAGGAACUCAAGGAAGUCUUUUCUAGUUUUCCGGGGUUUGUCCGGCUUCGCAUGCUGUCCAAAGAUGGUCCUCCCAUCGCAUUUGUGGAGUUUGCCGAUGUUCGCCUUGCCUCGUAUGCCUUGAACACUCUCCAAGGAAUCCCUCUUCUCUCCUCUGAUAAAGGGAUGAGGAUCGAAUUUGCUAAGACUAAGAUGGCUCCUGACAACCCUGAGAGUUUCACCUUGUGUAGAUUAGACAUGCCAGGAACCAUGUACAUUGAUGAUUCCGCAGUGGAGUAUCAGACUGUCAUCAGGAUAUGA
This is a messenger RNA of Darwinula stevensoni, 1128 nucleotides long. NCBI's taxonomy places the organism in Eukaryota, Metazoa, Arthropoda, Ostracoda, Podocopida, Darwinulidae. The record is from the annotation of a GenBank genome assembly.